AUGAUAGCUGACUUAGCAAAUAUACUUGAUACACAGUAUCUGUCCAACAGAGAUUUCUCGCGCUGGUCGCAUAAAGAUGGGUAUUAUGCACUUUGUCGUAUAGAACGCAAAGCUAUACACAUUUCGACUUUUGAGGAGAUUUGGAAAAAGUCCCUUGCAACAAAGAAACUGUCACCUCAAUUAGUCUCAUUGCUUAAAAGUCGAAGGAAAGCGACGGCCAUGGACAAAAGCCGGCUGAGAAAAGAAUUUCUGGAUGAAACCGCAAUAGACAGUUUGGAAGAAGACGCGGGAGCCACAUUAUUAAAGUCAGGCAUGCAAUACGAUACUAGAAGAACCAAAGCCCGAUUGGAGAGUGGCGUAAAACGUCGUAAACGGAAUGAUGAUGUAACAGACGAAGAGGAGUAUUGUGAAGAAGAAGAGCCAGAAGAACAGUUCAGUGAUGAUGCAGUGGAAGAAACACAAUCACAACCACAAUCACGAUUAGAGAACAUUCGCAAGUGGUCAUUUACUGCAACCAACGAUUUGCAUCUACUUCCCUUUUCUUAUGAGUCUUCAUCCAGUAUAAUUUUAACAAUGGAAAAAUAUUGUAAAAAACAGACAACUUCGAAAUUUGAAGAUUUCAAGCCAGAAAUAUGGGCAGAGCUUAUAGCUGACAGACCUGCUACAGCAAAACCUGAAUAUCAUAAGGAAAUUGAAUUCGUUUGUGAUCAUCUGUUUGGUCCUCCUAAUAAAAAGAAACGAUGGAAACUUAAUGAAUAUCGUAAAAGAUGGGAAAGUUUAAGAAAUCUAGAAGUACCAGAAUAUGAUGAUAAUACUCCUUAUGAAAAAGAAGAUUGGAAAAGGAUUUUCUAUUGGGCAGAUCGUGCUGUUGGAUCAUUUCUUGAUGCUUUUGAAUCUGAGCAUAACCCUAUACAGCAAAAUGAUUGUGGAGAAAGGGAAUGGUUUGGAGGUUAUAUAGUUCCUAUAUUUCAAGGUGCCUUGAAAUUAAACACUUUUUGUCAUGUUCCUUGGGGAGAAGUUACAGUAAUUGCAACUUAUCGAAGAAAGAACCAUGACAAAAAUGCAUUAGAAUACAAGCUUGAUCGGGGUCAUCUAGCAGAUUUAUUAUGUAAAAUCAGCCAAGAAGAAGUUGUUUGUGCUUUGGCUUGUGGGGGACCUCAUAAAUAUGACCUUACAAAGUGGGAAUCUGAUGAAUAUCAUCUUCCAAGGAUGCUUAAAGAUACAUUAGACAACUUGCUGGGAAAUUUUCGAAAUAGAAAUAGACACACAUCAGAUCUCUAUACUAUUGGAAUUCAGCAAUAUAUGACGGAAAUCCGAAUAUACAUGAUGGAAAAACGUGACGUAUAUAGACUCCACCUCUUAAAAUCAUUCCAUCUACCUCUGUCUCAUGCGUCGUAUGGCAACUUACGUGUUGCUCUUUCAUGGGCAUGGAACAUAAAGGGUCUUGUUGAACGCCUAUCAUUUGAAUUGGAAGAUGAAAUGAUUGUUUCCUCCAAAACUCCUGAACGCGAUCCGCCUGACGAAAUGAAGACUGAUAAAACACCGGAGAGAUCCAAAAAGAAAAAGGUUUGA
Ambispora leptoticha is the source of this 1572-nucleotide messenger RNA. The record is from the annotation of a GenBank genome assembly. Lineage: Eukaryota; Fungi; Glomeromycota; Glomeromycetes; Archaeosporales; Ambisporaceae.